Molecule: messenger RNA, 326 nt
Organism: Entrophospora sp. SA101
Lineage: Eukaryota; Fungi; Glomeromycota; Glomeromycetes; Entrophosporales; Entrophosporaceae
Source: the annotation of a GenBank genome assembly
CUCCAUCAUCCUCAUUGGUAAAGAGAGUAUUUGCACAAUGUGAUGACACUUUUCCAAUGACCUUUGAUUCAUUUGUAAUUACCCCUGAUCCAGUAGUGGUCGGUAAAGAUGCUAGCUUAAGCUUCAAUGGCACAACCACAGAGCCUAUAGAAAGUGGAACCACAUACUCGCUUGUUAGUACUGUUGAUGGAGUAGAAUAUCCCAGCGAAGGAGAUUUUUGCACAACUUUCAAUCAAACAUGUCCAGUCGCAGCCGGACCUUUUACAUUCACAGGCAACGAUACCUUUCCAGCUAUUGAUGUACCCGCAGGAGAAACUACUACAUAA